Messenger RNA from Pseudomassariella vexata, 600 nucleotides. RefSeq lists its product as uncharacterized. Lineage: Eukaryota; Fungi; Ascomycota; Sordariomycetes; Amphisphaeriales; Pseudomassariaceae. The record is from RefSeq and is a predicted model, not a curated record. The transcript has 2 exons. Bases 1 to 600 code for a protein of 199 amino acids.
AUGGCACCCGCACCAACCAGCGAGCCCAUAGUCCAAGAACGACAGAGCAUGCCCCACGGUUACGUCUUCGUCCCCAAAGGCAAUGUCUUUAUAACUGGCCACUGCCGCCGGCGCACCCAAGCUGCCAACCACACUGUCUACACCGUCGUCGACGCCUCCAGCAGAAAGAAAACCCUUGGCAUCCGUGUCCCCCAAACCAUCUACACCUCCGUGCGGCAAUCCGAAGCCGCCACGCGGCAAGACCGCGCGAAUGCAGUGAAAAAACGAGACGGCGCUCUGGAAACUCAGUUCUGUGAAGAGGUGCUGAGGCUGUUCCCCAAUAUCCCGAGCGAGGCGGUGCCGAAGGUGGUACAGACGGCGAUGCGGAAGGGGAGCGGACGAGUCGGGAGGACGGGGGCGUUGGGGCUGGAGAAGAGGGCGAUUUUGGGAGUCAGGGCGCAUAUUAGACAUUGCGAGACGGCCUAUGAUGGGUUGCUGAAGAAUGGGAUGACGAGGGAGAGGGCGAGGGAGAAAGUGAUUGGGAGGGUGGAUGAGGUGGCGGGUCAGUGGGUAGGGAAGCAGAAGAAGGAAGGAGCGGAGAGUCGAAGAAGGUGUCCCUAA